Dicentrarchus labrax (European seabass) is the source of this 1488-nucleotide messenger RNA. RefSeq names its product histone H4. Bases 85 to 396 code for a protein of 103 amino acids. Gene Ontology annotation, cellular component: nucleosome. Gene Ontology annotation, molecular function: protein heterodimerization activity; DNA binding; structural constituent of chromatin. The transcript has a single exon. Gene Ontology annotation, biological process: nucleosome assembly. The record is from RefSeq and is a predicted model, not a curated record. Lineage: Eukaryota; Metazoa; Chordata; Actinopteri; Moronidae.
GUUCAAUCACGUCCUCAGUCAGGAGUUAAGUAGUGGGACAGCGGAGAGAGAGAAACAUUCAUAUCAAACACUUGAUACGUUAAAAUGAGCGGAAGAGGAAAGGGAGGUAAAGGACUCGGUAAAGGAGGCGCUAAGCGGCACCGUAAAGUCCUCCGUGAUAACAUCCAGGGAAUCACCAAGCCCGCUAUCCGCCGUCUGGCUCGCCGCGGUGGAGUGAAGCGUAUCUCCGGUCUGAUCUACGAGGAGACCCGCGGUGUGUUGAAGGUCUUCCUGGAGAAUGUGAUCCGUGAUGCCGUCACCUACACCGAGCACGCCAAGAGAAAGACCGUGACCGCCAUGGAUGUGGUUUAUGCUCUGAAGAGGCAGGGACGCACUCUGUACGGCUUCGGAGGUUAAACCUGUUAUUGAUCCACUGAACCAAAGGUCCUUUUAAGGGCCGCACACACUCUCUCAAAGAGACACAGUCCUGAUUUAUAGUGAGAAAACUUUUAUUUUUAUAUAUGUAUAUGUUAAUAUUGGUGUAUUACAAAGUGGUUGUUACUUAGGGGGUCUACAAUUAUACAGUUUAGCCUCGUAGAGACCAGACAACAAAUUAUUCUAAAUACAGAAUUUAAUUAAUCCCAUCUGUAUAUAUCGGGGUUAGAGCAGCAGAAUGAUAUACAAAAGCAUUGACAGGGGAAAACGCAUUAUGGGCUAAAUAUAUUGUAAAUUAUAUAAAUGUAAUGCACUAAAAAGUAAUUAUCAUUUUUAACUUUUAAUUAGUAUGGUACAGUACAGCCCAAAGUUAUUGUAUACAUAUUCAAUAAAAAAUGUGGUUAUCACAAUGACAUUUACUUUUUUUAAUGUAUAGUUCAAUAAUUUUAAGUAAUAUGUAUAUAUUUUUAAAAUACUUUAAUUUUUUGUUUUUAUCUCAUAGUUCCUGUAGUACUUUGAAAGUACCCCUAGGGGUACACAUAUCCCCAUUUGAGGGGAAUAAAUAGGCAAUAGUGCAUGUAGUGGCUGCUACAGCCCAAGGCUUCAGUAAGAUAUAUUAACAUCAUUUUUUUUUUUUUUUUAAAAACACAAAAUAAAACUGAUUCAACCAACACUACAACCAGAACUGGUACGGGCAUGAAACCAAAAUAAGUUACCUUAAACCACCACUGCCAAAAAAGUAGAGGAAACACUGUUAAAAGAAAACAACUAUCCAAUCUGGACUCACUAUUUUUGGCGUUUUCAGUAACUUUCAGGAAAUUCAGUUUCACAAAGGUCUACGUGUUUUUAUUACUUUAUUCAAAUGUACCUUUAAACCGUCCAGACUGACCCCAGAACCACAAUAAAUCAGACUGAAACAGGAAAUGUUUUCCACAUUUCAUCUCUUUAAAUGUCACUGAAUAAAAUUAAAGAACUAUACAUGCAUAAAGAGAAGUACAGAAAGUGAUGCUGAUAUAUACAAAGUAACAUGAUCAUGUUGAUGGACUCUAUCUAUGAAAUAAUGUGUAAAAGAUG